Messenger RNA from Dothidotthia symphoricarpi CBS 119687, 890 nucleotides. RefSeq names its product PRTase-like protein. NCBI's taxonomy places the organism in Eukaryota, Fungi, Ascomycota, Dothideomycetes, Pleosporales, Dothidotthiaceae. The transcript has a single exon. The coding region runs from base 12 to 677 and encodes 221 amino acids. The record is from RefSeq and is a predicted model, not a curated record.
CCGCUAUCUAGAUGCCUUCCAACCAUGAAUUGGAAUCAGCCGCUGGCUCCUCCCAGCAUGAAGCACCCGUUAUCACACUGCUAUCUUCCAACUCCACAAUUCAAUCUCUCUUUCCCACUUUUCUCGACUCGUCCAUAACCGAAGCGACUAUGCAUCAGGUCGUUCAAUCCAUGACGGUCGAGCUGGUAGUUGCCGCCAAGAAAGAGGAUCCAUCCUUCAACAGCAUCCCAGUCACUCUAGUCCCAAUCCUUCGUGGGGCUCUUCCAAUGUACGUGGCCGCCUCACAGCAUUUCGCCGAUCCUUUUUGCGUCCUCGUACGCGGCUUUCGGGCCCAGGAAAAGUCAUCCGUCAGAAUUGACUGGCUUGGACGACGCCCAAUCCCGCUGGUUCCCAAGAACGGGCACAUCGUAUUACUCGACACUGUUAUCGCGACCGGCGGCACCAUUUUAAAGAUUUGUGACGAGCUCAUGGCGAUAAGCGGCUCAGCAGAAAGGCAUGUCACCAUCCUGUCAUGUUAUGUUUCGCCUAUUGGACUCGCAGCAGUGGCAAAACAUCCCCUAGUCAGAAACGUUAUCGUAGCCGCGACUGCGGAGAGAGUGGACGAGCAUGGCUAUGUUGUGCCGUACCCUGGCGAUGUAGGAGACAAACUAUUUGGAAGGGCCGAAGCAAGGAAUUAAGCAAAUGAAUAGAAAACUACUAACGUACCUCCUGGGUCAACGGGCUACCUAGGUUAACGAGCCACUUUUGCCAAAACUACACCAAAACUCAACACUUGAUUAACAUUUCUAGGCUUCUUUACUAGAUAGGAGUUCUAAGGAUGUUAUUCUUAAAAGGUUUAUAUAACGUACCUUACAGGUAGUUAGUAUAGAUAGGUAAUUAGUAUACUUCUG